This is a messenger RNA of Alligator sinensis (Chinese alligator), 1577 nucleotides long. It is a transcript of the gene COG8, whose product is annotated as component of oligomeric golgi complex 8. The record is from RefSeq and is a predicted model, not a curated record. Lineage: Eukaryota; Metazoa; Chordata; Crocodylia; Alligatoridae. The annotation marks the transcript as partial. The transcript is spliced from 3 exons. Gene Ontology annotation, biological process: intra-Golgi vesicle-mediated transport. Gene Ontology annotation, cellular component: COG complex.
UACCUGCGGCGCAUGGACGUCUUCACGGAGGCCGAGCUGCGCGUCAAGUUCCUGCAGGCGCGGGACGCCUGGCUGCGCUCCAUCCAGGCCGCCCUCCCCGCCGACGACCCCUACGUGCACGUCGCCAAGACGGUGGAGGCCUGCCGCGUGCACCUCUUCGACGUGGUCACCCAGUACCGCGCCAUCUUCUCGGACGAGGAGCCCCUGCUGCCCGCCGGCGAGCCGGCCGUCACCGAGAGCGCCAUCUUCCACGGCUGGGUGCUGCAGAAGGUGGCGGAGUUCCUGCGGGUGCUGGAGAGCGACCUGCAGCGGGGGGUGGGCGGCCGCUUGGACUCGCUGCUGGGGCAGUGCAUGUACUUCGGCCUGUCCUUCAGCCGGGUGGGGGCCGACUUCCGCGGCCAGCUGGCCCCCGUGUUCCAGCGCGUGGCCAUGGGCGCUUUCCGCAGGGCCGUGCAGGAGGCCGCGGACAGGUUCCAGGAGGAGAUGAACUCCUACACGCUGAUCUCGGCCCCAGCCGUGCUGGGCAGCACCAUCCCGGUGUCCGUGCCCUCUGCCCAGCCGGGGACGCUGCAGCCGCCCAUGGUGCUGCUGGACUUCCCGCCUCUCGCCUGCUUCCUCAACAGCGUCCUCGUGGCCUUCAAUGACCUGCGGCUCUGCUGCCCCGUGGCUCUUGCCCAGGACGUGACCACGUCCCUGGAGGCGGCGCUCUGCACGGUGACCACCGUCAUCCUGGCAUUUCACCGGGCCGAGGAGGCGGCUUUCAGCAGGCGGGAGCAGGAGCUUUUCAUUCAGUUCUGCACGGCCUUCCUGGAUGACCUGCUCCCCUACCUCAACCGCUGUCUCCAGGUCCUCUUCCCGCCGGCCCAGAUUGCGCAGGCCCUGGGGGUGCCCCCCACACAGCUGCAAAAGUACGGCAGCCUGGGCUGCGUGGAUGCCAGCAGGAUCGGGGAGCCUCUGGCCUUUAUCUUGCCACCCAAGGAGGCAAGCUUCAUGCCCGCUGAGGAGAAAGAGCUGCCCCGGGAGAGCCCAGCACCUGUGCCAGCCCCGGAAGUGCCAGGCCCAGAGCAGGAGGCAGACCCUACCACCCCAUCUCUGUGCGAGGCUGAGGACCAGAGCAGUGCGGAUGCAGGGGAUGUUCUGCAGCCCGAGGGACCGGCAGCUGCCACCUAGCGCAGGGAGGGAAGUGCCUGGUGGAGCCUGUGUGGUCUGUGGGAGGUGCAGGCUUUCCUUGCUCUGCUAAGUGGAGGGCAGAUUGGCCUGCAGCUGUCCUGAGCCCUAUGUAGGGGCAAGGCCGGGCUGGGGCGAGGUGGUGGGGGGCAAGUGUCCUGGUCAAGGCAGGGAGCAGCACAGAACCUGCCACCUCUGGAGGAUCGGUGGAAGCCUCUCGGGCCACAGGCCGAGGCUAGACAUACUCCAGCCCACUCCCCAGCAGAAGCCAGCCUCCCUGGCACGGGCAAUGGGGCUGCAUGCUCUGAGGCCGGUGGUGCAAAUAGGAGCAGUUCACUGCGGAAGCAGGAUCCGUGUGCAGCUGGUUUGGGAAAGGUGCUGGGUCUUACGUGAAUAAAACUCAUUGUCAA